AUGCAGUGCAGUGCAGGGCAGGGUGGAAACAGGGCAAAGCAAAGCAGAGCAGAGCAGAGCAGAGCAGAGCAGAGCAAAGCAGAGCAGAAAAGCAGAGCUGGGUUGUGGAGAAGAGAGUGGUUCUCGUCAGCGAUGCUGCAGGAUUCUCUGCAGCGCUCACAAGCAGAAGCAGGCAGGCCGCAGCUAAGAGGGCUGAGCGAGACAGGCGAGCAGUGCACGCCCCGCCACGCAGUCCGUCCUGACGAGGCCGCUUUUUCGCGCGGCCGGCCUGUCCAAUUGCCUCAGCACUUUGCUUCGGCGCGCUAUCGACGCCGCCUGUUGGCUGCUGGCUGCUGGCUGCUGGCACGUUGA
Molecule: messenger RNA, 351 nt
Organism: Plenodomus lingam JN3
Lineage: Eukaryota; Fungi; Ascomycota; Dothideomycetes; Pleosporales; Leptosphaeriaceae
Source: RefSeq, a predicted model, not a curated record